This is a messenger RNA of Varanus komodoensis (Komodo dragon), 3639 nucleotides long. It is a transcript of the gene TMPRSS7, whose product is annotated as transmembrane serine protease 7. NCBI's taxonomy places the organism in Eukaryota, Metazoa, Chordata, Lepidosauria, Squamata, Varanidae. Gene Ontology annotation, biological process: proteolysis. The coding region runs from base 1 to 3639 and encodes 1212 amino acids. The transcript is spliced from 25 exons. Gene Ontology annotation, molecular function: protein binding; serine-type endopeptidase activity. The record is from RefSeq and is a predicted model, not a curated record.
AUGGCAGAUUCAGAAGAAAAGUGGGAAAGACUUGCAAGAAAACUCAGCAGGACAUCAAAAUCAAAGUGGAAAGCUAAAAGAAGCAAGUCUGUCUGGAAUUUUCAAAAUAAAAUAAUCCUGUUCACAGUGAUCCUCUUCAUUGUAGGUGUUAUAAUUUGGACGUUGUUGUGGCUUUUCAUUGUUCAGGUAGAAAACAAAGAUGCUUUGUACUUUGUUGGAUUGUUUCGUGUUGCCAACAUCGAGUUUCUUCCAGAGUAUCGGCAGAAAGGAUCUAGGGAGUUCCUCUCUAUAGCACAGAAUGUGCAGCAAGUGAUGAAUCUGGUAUAUACUAAAUCUACUUUCUCCAAAUUUUAUAAACAGUCCAUUGUCUCAGAUGUUAGUACAAACAACAAUGGGGGACUUCUUGUCCAUUUCUGGAUUGUGUUCGUGGUGCCACAGGCUAAAGGUCAAGUAUUUUGUGAAGACUGUAUAGCUGCUAUUUUAAAGGAUUCAAUUCAAACUAGCAUCACCAAUCGAACUUCAGUAGGGAGUCUUCAAGGCCUUGCUGUUGAUAUGGAUUCCAUUGUGCUCAGUGUUGGGCUGCGAUCAGAUUACUCUUCAACAACAGGCACAGGGACAAAUUGCAUCUACGAUCUACAUGCAGAUCAGCUGUAUCAACAAUUUCCACUGAAAAUUUCAACAACAUCAGAGAGAUUGAUCUGCUAUUAUAAACUAAUUGCACUGGUUGGGUACCUAAUUCGCCUCUCCGUAGCAUCCAUUCAGAUGGAAGCAGAUAACUGCAUCACAGAUUCUUUUACCAUAUAUGACUCCCUGAUGCCAAUCAAAAGUAAGAUACUGUAUCGAAUUUGUGAACCAACGAAUGCAUUCCUGUCUUUCGUUUCUACAAAUAAUCUGAUGCUGGUCACAUUGAAGUCCGCACAAACAAGAAAAGUGAAGGAAUUUCAUAGCUACUUCGAGGUCAUUCCACAAGAAAAAUGUGGCAAAGCUAUACUGACGUUAGGAAGCACUGGGUUUGAAGGGCGAAUUGUGAGUCCAUAUUACCCAAGCUACUACCCUCCAAAAUGCAUUUGUACGUGGACUUUUCAGACUCCCCAGAAGACCCUUGGCAUAGCACUGAAGUUUCAUAACUACACCAUCAGUGAAAAGAGCAUUAAAGGCUGUGAGCAUGGAUGGUGGAAAAUUAAUGAGCGUAUGUACUGUGGAUAUUACAUUGAUCAUCAAACAAUAUUCCGUGCAGCAAGCUUUGUGGUUAACAUUGAGUUUCAAUGUAGCUCCAAGCUUUCAGAGAAGCCACUUCUUGUGGAAUAUGGAAGCUACAACAUUAGCCAACCUUGUCCACCUGGUUCUUUUGAAUGCAACACUGGCUUAUGCGUCCAACAAACUCAGCGCUGCAAUGGAAUCAAUGACUGCUUUGAUGAAAGUGAUGAGCUCUUUUGUGAUAUGCCCAAACAAAACUGUAACACCAGCUUCUUAACCCAGCACCAUUUCAUUUUCUGCGAUGGAAUAAAGGACUGUGAAGAUGGUCAAGAUGAGCAACACUGCACUGAAAGUGUUCCCUGUACCAACAAUACCUUUAAGUGUAGCAAUAACAUUUGCUUCCAGAAGAAAAAUGCAAGAUGUGAUGGGAUCAUUGACUGCCUGGAUCACAGCGAUGAAAGAAAUUGUGGAUGUGGAAGUACUAAAUAUAACAGUGCACACCACCGGAUUGUGGGAGGUUCAGAAACACAGGAAGGUGAAUGGCCCUGGCAAGUCAGCCUCCAUUUUGCUGGAGUUGCUUACUGUGGGGCCUCAGUGAUAUCAGAAGAGUGGCUUCUUUCUGCUGCUCACUGUUUUCAGGGGAACAGGUUAUCAGAUCCUAGAAUCUGGACAGCACAUUUGGGAAUACGCACUCAAGGAAAAGCCAAAUUUGUCUCUAACCUGAGAAGAAUCAUCGUCCAUGAAUACUAUAACAGUCGAAAUUACGACUAUGACAUCGCCCUGCUACAGCUAAGCUCUCCAUGGCUUGACACAAUGAGAAAGUUAAUUCACCCAAUAUGCCUACCUCCCACCAUACACAGAGUUCCCACUGGGGAAAAAUGCUGGGUGACAGGCUGGGGACAGAAGCAGGAAGUUGAUGAUGAUGCGCCAGCAGUCCUUCAGAAAGCAGAGGUAGAAAUUAUUGAUCAAUCACUGUGUCAUUCAACAUAUGGGCUUAUCACAGCCCGCAUGCUAUGCGCUGGGAUGAUGUCUGGGAAAAGGGAUAGCUGCAAAGGAGAUUCUGGAGGACCCCUGUCAUGUCGAAGGAAAGGUGAUGGCAAGUGGUUUCUGACGGGCAUUGUUAGCUGGGGCUAUGGUUGUGGAAGACCCAAUUUCCCUGGAGUAUACACAAGGGUGUCAAAUUUUGCUACAUGGAUACACAAAUAUGUGCCUUCAGCACCACUACCUGGUUAUAAAUUACAGUUGAAAAUCCUUGUAAUACAAGUCCAGGAACAGUCUCAAGGUUCCAGUAAAUGUGAUAAGGAUUGGCUGGAAAUUGAUGGAGUUAGAUACUGUAAACCUAUUGCAGAAGGCAGCAGGGUCAAGGAGUAUGGCUAUUCAGUUUCAAUCACCUUCCAUUCAGAUGAACUGGUCACACACAGAGGUUUUUGUAUUGAAUUCAGAGCUUUCAGCCAUACAGACCCCUGUCCUAAGCUAUUUAAAUGUUCUGACAGAACAUGCAUUCCUUUGAACAGUAAGUGUGAUGGGUGGAAAGACUGCACAGAUGGAAGUGAUGAAGUAGAUUGUGUGUAUAGACAUUGUUCACAGCAUUCAUAUCAAUGCCUGAAUGGAAAGUGUCCAUUAAAGCUGAACCCAGAAUGUGAUGGAAUAAGAGACUGUACAGACGGAUCUGAUGAAAUGAACUGUGCAUGUGGAAGGAGUCAGAUAAAAAAACCCAGAAUUGUUGGUGGUGAAGAUGCAAGGUCUGGAAAGUGGCCUUGGCAAGCAAGCUUGCAGCUGGGAACACAUGGCCAUGUUUGUGGUGCGUCUAUUGUUUCAAAUAGGUGGUUAGUGUCUGCUGCCCAUUGCUUUCAGGAUUCUGAAGCCAUAAGAUACUCUGUAGCUUCCAGCUGGAAAGCAUAUGUGGGGAUAAGAAUCAUUAACAAAAACAGCAAUAAUUAUGUAGCGAUGAGAUCGAUCAAAAGGAUUAUUAUCCACCCACAUUACGACCAACAUAUCUCAGACUAUGACAUUGCGCUGUUGGAAAUGGAGGCACCAGUAUUCUUCAAUGAGCUGGUACAGCCCAUAUGUUUACCAAGCAGUCCUAGAGUAUUUAUUUAUGGAACUCUCUGCUAUGUAACUGGCUGGGGAGCCGUAAAAGAAAAUAGUCAGCUUGCAAAAACACUGCAGGAAGCUAGAGUGAAAAUAAUUAACCAAAGUGUGUGCAGUAGGCUUUAUGAUGAUCUAAUCACUUCCCGGAUGCUGUGUGCUGGGAAUCUUAAUGGUGGUAUUGAUGCAUGUCAGGGUGAUUCUGGAGGUCCAUUGGCCUGCUUAGGAAAGGGAAACAGAUGGUACCUUGCAGGCAUUGUCAGUUGGGGCGAAGGAUGUGCUCGAAGGAACCGUCCUGGAGUUUAUACAAAAGUCACAGCACUAUAUGAAUGGAUUAAUCAAUACACAAACUGA